This is a messenger RNA of Closterium sp. NIES-65, 657 nucleotides long. NCBI's taxonomy places the organism in Eukaryota, Viridiplantae, Streptophyta, Zygnematophyceae, Desmidiales, Closteriaceae. The record is from the annotation of a GenBank genome assembly.
AUGGCCAUGUCCGAUGCAUUGGCGCGCAACAUAGCUUGCCUGGUGCUGGAGGUGGUGUACCUGGUGGGGCUGCUGUGGAACGUGAGUGGCGAGCUGGCGAAGAUGGGGGACCAUGCUGCCGUGCUACUGCUGGUGACGGUGCUUCAGGUGGUUGUGCUGGUCUCGGUGAUAACCCUCUCAGAACUCCUUGUUCCCGCCCCAUCGUACCGGCACCUGAACCUAGGGAUGGGAGGUGCUGGAAGGGGAUGGGAGGGGCUGGAAGGGGAUGGGAGGUGCUGGAAGGGGAUGGGAGGGGCUGGAAGGGGAUGGGAGGGUAUGGAAGGGGAUGGGAGGGUCUGGAAGGGGAUGGGAGGGGCUGGAAGGGGAUGGGAGGGGCUGGAAGGGGAUGGGAGGGGCUGGAAGGGGAUGGGAGGGUCUGGAAGGGCAUGGGAGGGUCUGGAAGGGGAUGGGAGGGUCUGGAUGGUGAUGAGAGGUUCGGCUUGCCCCUACGAGCAGGACAAAGAGUGGCCCAGUGAGAAAGGAGUGGAUGGGAGGGACGAAAGGUCGAAGGCACAGAGAGGUGUUGGGAGGCAUGAAGGGGAGAUGGGAAGGCAGAGAAAGGAGGUGGGACACAUGAAAGGGGGAGGGGCAUGCAGGGAAAGGUGGUGGGAGGCAUGA